Caenorhabditis bovis is the source of this 2298-nucleotide messenger RNA. The record is from the annotation of a GenBank genome assembly. NCBI's taxonomy places the organism in Eukaryota, Metazoa, Nematoda, Chromadorea, Rhabditida, Rhabditidae.
AUGUCAAAUCAGAAAAUUAAAAACGAACAAAUUUCGGCAUCUUCGAGUUACGAUUUGCAGAGCACCGGGCCUCAACACGCUAGAGCAUAUCAGGAAUCCGGUAGCGGCGCGUGGUGCCCAAAACAUCAAAUAAACGCCUUGAGCAAAGAAUGGCUCCAGAUUACUUUCGGAUCGGAUAUGGUUAUUACUGGAAUCGAAACUCAAGGUCGAUAUGACAAUGGACGCGGUAUGGAAUACGCAACAGCAUAUCGAAUUCAGUACUGGCGACCUUCACUUAAUGCAUGGGCAUCGUAUAAAGACAAUUUUGAGCUUGAGACAAUUCCCGCCAAUAAUGAUACCAAGAACGCUGUCAGACGGAACCUUGAUCGCGCAAUUAUUGCAAGGCGCAUUCGAAUUGUGCCAGUGUCGAACACUACAAGAACUGUGUGCAUGAGAGUUGAAUUAUUCGGAUGUCCAUAUGAAGAUACCAUUUUAUCUUACGAUGUCGAUCAAGGCGAUAUGCAGGCGGCAAUUUCUUAUCACGAUUUCUCGUACGAUGGUGAUUUUUCAAACUCGCCUCAUUUAAAAGGCGGCAUCGGAAAGUUAUACGACACCAAACUUGGUGAGACAAAUGUGUUUGUGAAUCAUCACAAAUGGGUGGGAUGGAAAAGAAAGAGAAAUGUUCAUGUUCGAUUAGCAUUUGAAUUUUCGGAAUCUCGAAAUGUGUCUGCAAUUCUUAUUCACACUGCAAACGAGUUCAGCAAAAAUGCUCGAAUGUUCUCUGCUGUCACCAUUUUGUUUUCAAAUAAUGGCGAAGAUUAUUCUCAUGCUUCGAUGCGAUUUGAAACUGUGCCGGAUAAUGAGAGCGAGAAGCCCAGAUGGAUCAAAGUUCCGGUUGAAUACAGAAUCGCCAAGUUUAUAAAAAUGCGCUUUACUUUUGGCCCGGGAGCUGACUGGAUGUUUCUGUCUGAAAUAUCAUUCGAAUCCAACCAUACAAAUGUUGAGCUGAUGCACGAUGAUAUUAUGGUUCCAGACACAGUCUCGUUUUUCUCUGUUUCAGAACAUGACGAAGGAACUGGAAUGCUUGCUUUUGUGAUUUUCUUCCUUUCGAUUCUAACGAUUUCAAUAAUUGUUGUCAUCUUCGUCUACCGCCGACGUGAAGACCGUGUGAAGGCAACGUCGCCAUCACCGAACAACAAACGGGAAAUUCUAUUAACAAUCGACGGCAAUACCAUCAAACAUCACGUUUCGCCAUCAACUUAUCAAAUGGCUCGCGAUAAUCUUCAGAACGCUAUUAUUGAAAAGCUUCCAAUGUCACCAAUCAUUAGCGAUUAUGCAGAACCGGACAUUAGCAUUUGCUCGGAAGCUACGGUCAACACACCAUUACUCUACGGUAUUGAUGGACCAUACGAUACUCAAAAGAGAAACAGCCCAUUGUCCUCACUCGUCAAAUACUCGGAUUAUGGAGAAGUAUACUGCACCACGCUUCCCGAAAUUGCUCGUGACAAGUUGGUGUACGUUAGCAGAAUUGGGCAAGGCGAAUUUGGAGAAGUGGAUCUUUGUCAGUUGGAGAAUCGCAAAGUGGCUGUUAAACGACUUCAUGGAAUCAGCCAAGCCGAUGAGUACGCGUUCCAUCGAGAAAUACGUGUGUUAGGAAGUUUAAAACAUCCAAAUGUAGUAGAAGUUAUCGGAGUUUGCACCAUCCAGAAACCAGUACUCUGCAUAAUGGAGUAUAUGGAAAAUGGGGAUUUGAAAUCUUACAUCAUAAAAAAUCAUACAAUCGACACCCCACAAUGCAUUUCUAUCGUUACUCAAUUAGCUGCCGGUCUUUCAUACCUCGAAUCGUGCUAUUUCGUCCACCGCGAUAUUGCUGCUCGAAAUUGCCUCGUUGAUGGAGAAGAAAAUGUCAAAAUUGCCGAUUUUGGAAUGGCGCGAUCAUUGUACUCACAAGAGUACUACAAAGUUGAGGGCAAAUUUGUGCUUCCAAUUCGUUGGAUGGCAUGGGAAGCGUUAUUAAUGGGCAAAUUUUCCACCGCUAGUGAUGUUUGGGCAUUCGGAGUUACUAUGUGGGAAGUGUUCUCGCUCUGUGCUCAAAAGCCUUAUUCCAAUCUCACCGAUGACGAAGUUGUCGAAAAUUUGCAGAACAUGAAUGCCACUGGUUGCCUCAAGCAAGUUCUUUCAAAACCGUCGCUUUGCCCAACGAAGCUGUACAAAGAACAAAUACUUCCUUGCUGGAAUCAUGAUGCUGCUCGUCGACCGACUUUCGCUAAUGUUCAUCUCCACUUGCAAUCUCUCAUUCAUUCUUCUCCAAACUUCUAG